Orycteropus afer afer is the source of this 2325-nucleotide messenger RNA. NCBI's taxonomy places the organism in Eukaryota, Metazoa, Chordata, Mammalia, Tubulidentata, Orycteropodidae. The record is from RefSeq and is a predicted model, not a curated record.
AUGAAGAAAAACCCCAACCAGUUGCCUUCAAGCCUAGAGCUCUACAUCACAGAAGGAGCAAAGCCAGGAUUCAUUUAUCAAGUUGAGGCCUUUGAUCCAGAAGACACAAGCCGAAACAUACCCCUCAGUUAUUUCCUGAUUUCUCCCUCAAAGAGCUUCAGAAUGUCUGGUAAUGGUACACUCUUCUCCACAAUGGAAUUUGACUUUGAAGCAGGCAACAGCAGUUACUAUCUCAUUGUGGAAGCAAGAGAUAGCCAAGGCCUCAAAGCCUCCACAGCGCUGCACGUGAACAUUGUGAACAUCAACGACGAAAUCCCUCGCUUUACCAGCCCAACGCGAGUGUACACGAUUCUGGAGGAGCUGAGUUUAGGGACCAUUGUGGCCAAUAUCACAGCUAAGGACCCUGAUGAUGAAGGUUUUACCAGCCGUCUCUUCUACAGCAUUACUACUGCUAACAACUAUUUUAUGAUAAAUCAAUUGACUGGUACAAUCCAAGUGGCUAACAGGCUAGACCGAGAUGCACAUGAAUUAAGACAAAACCCCACCAUUUCUCUGGAAAUUCUGGUGAAGGAUAGACCCCAAGGGGGCCAGGAGAAUCGCAUCCAGAUCACCUUCAUUGUGGAAGACAUCAAUGACAACCCUGCUGCUUGUGCCAAGUUCACCUUCAGCAUUAUGGUGCCUGAAAGAGCAGCCAAGGGGACGCUGCUUCUGGACCUGAACAAGUUCUGCUUUGAUAAUGACAGCGAAACACCAAACAACAAAUUCAACUUCACCACACCAUCUGGAGUGGGGAGCAGCAGCCGAUUUUUACAGGAUCCAGCUGGCUCUGGGAAAAUUGUGUUGAUCGGUGAUCUAGAUUAUGAAAAUCCAACUAAUGUGGCAUUUGGCAAUAAAUACUCCAUGAUAAUCCAAGUACAGGAUGUUGCCUCUCCUUACUAUAAAAAUAACAUCUACAUUUAUAUCCUAACAAGCCCAGAAAAUGAGUUUCCUCUCAUCUUUGAUAGGCCGUCCUAUGUGUUUAAUGUCUCAGAAGUAAGCUCAGCCAGAGCCCAGAUUGGACAGGUGCAAGCGACUGACAAAGACUUGCCCCAGACCAGCAUCGUGUACUCCAUCGUCACUGGAGGGGCCAGCCUCCAGCACCCAAACAUAUUUUGGAUUAAUCCCAAGACAGGAGAACUCCAGCUAGUGACAAAAGUGGACUAUGAAACUACCUCCACCUAUAUACUCAGAAUCCAAGCCACCAACCACGAGGACACAAGCUCCGUCACUGUUACUGUGGACAUCCUUGAAGAAAAUGAUGAAAAACCAGUAUGUACCCCAAACAGUUCCUUCCUGGCCAUUCCAGUGGAUCUAAAAGUUGGCACAAAUAUUCAGAAUUUUAAGCUGAUGUGUACUGACCUCGAUUCCAGCCCCCGAUCUUUUCGUUACUCCAUUGGCCCAGGCAAUGUCAACAAUCAUUUUGCCUUCUCUCCCAGUGCUGGCUCCAACGUCUCAUACCUGUUGCUUGCGUCUCGCUUUGACUAUACUGGUGGCCUUGAUAAGAUCUGGGACUACAAGCUGCUUGUCUACAUAACAGAUGACAACUUGCUGUCUGGAAGGAAGAAGGCUGAGGCUCUUGUUGAAACAGGGACAGUGACACUGAAUAUUAAAGUUAUUCCUCACCCAACCACAAUCAUCACCACAACUCCCAAGCCUAGGAUCACUUACCUGAUCCAGAGGAAAAAUGCUUAUUCUCCAUCUGCGUGGUAUGUUCCUUUUGUCGUCACCGUGGGCUCCAUGUUGCUUCUGUGUCUCCUGGUGUCCCUGAUCAUCCUGUUGGCAAAAGCCAUUCACAAACACUGCCCCUGCAAGACCAGGAAGGACAAGAAACCUCUGGUGAAGAAAGGAGAAAUGAAGACAGCAAAGAGAGCCACUGUGGUGGAAACAAUCCAUAUGAACACAGUCUUUGAUGGAGAAGCCACAGACCCAGUUACUGGGGAAAUAUAUGAAUUCAAUUCAAAAACUGGAGCCAGGAAAUGGAAAGAUCCAUCAACUCAAAUGCUAAAAUGGAAAGAAUCCAGCCGCCAGGGAACUGCUCCACGCAGGGUCAUUGCUGGUGAGGGGACAAAGCCACUGAGGACCACCGACAAGAAAGCAGAGGGGCUGAGUGGCAAUGAACAGGCUAAGGAUGCAGAUGUGAGUUCCAGAAGUGAGGAUGGCAAGCCUGGCACCCCCAAGAACAGUAGCCCAGCCUUCACAGGCAUGGUGGUUUCCCCUAAGCCACAGCCAGGAAUGGAAAUGGUGUCUGGUGGCCAGGCCUACAACACAGACAGAGGGGGGCCUUGA